Molecule: messenger RNA, 552 nt
Organism: Fusarium pseudograminearum CS3096
Lineage: Eukaryota; Fungi; Ascomycota; Sordariomycetes; Hypocreales; Nectriaceae
Exons: 2
Coding region: 1-552 (183 amino acids)
Molecular function (GO): oxidoreductase activity
Source: RefSeq, a predicted model, not a curated record
AUGAAGUUUGCCAAUUUCCUCUUUACUAUUCUUCCUCUGGCCUCUGCUGCCAAGAGCAUCAACAAGCCUCGAACAGACUACGUCCCUCAACCUGCAACUGCAGAAGAGUGCUGCCCCUUCACCUACAAGGCAACAUGCACCAAGAAUCUCGAGCGCAUGUAUCACAUCCAGCUCUUCUACAACCACAAGAAGGACAUCACACCUAAGAAGUUUAGCGCAUACUGGGCCAACAACCACACCAAGACAGCCGGAGACUUUCAUCUUCGUCAGGGCGUUUACAAGUACUCUCAGUAUCACUCCACUCCCCAGUAUCGUGACCUGGUCCGGGUUCCGGGUGCUGCUCCCGUACUUGAAUUUGAUGGCGCUGCGCAAUUUUGGGUCCAGAAUAUGGAGACCUUUGCAGCCAUGGGAGCUGAUGCGUUUUAUAGAGACGUGAUUCAGCCUGAUGAGCUUAACUUUAUUGAUAUGGAGUCUAUGAGACUGAUUGUUGGUGUUGACUAUAUCGUUGUCGACAACCAGAACGCUGUCACGGAGCAUGGUCGAUCAUUUUAA